AAAAACAAAGUUGUCUACGGCAGCGAUGGCUGUCAUCGAGUUUUAUUUUAUUAUUUUAGGAAAAUAGGGAAAAGAAAGCUUUCAGUGAUUGUAAUGAUAUUUUCGUGAAUCAUGUACAUGUUUUCUAAUAAUCUAGUAGUAGUAAGUGUAAGUAUAACAUACCGGUAGUGAAAAUCACUUAGCGAUGAUAAGUAAAAAGGCUUAAUAAUUGACGACGAUGGCGUCUGACGGAGAGAUUUCGUGUAUGAAUGAUCCUAAUUUCGCCGUUAUCUACUCUUUCUUGAAAGUGUUUGGUAAAUUAUACCCUCUAGAAGUCCCUGCGAUAGAUAAACUGCAAGAAUUGAUAGAGAACACUCAGGAAGUGCUUGAACCGUUGAAAGAUAUCCACUUGAGAUUGUUGCGCCGCGCGUUGAAGUCAGUGCCGAGCAAUAAAUGGGAGAAUAGCCUCAUCAAGUUUUGUCACCAGCAACGGUAUCACCAGGAAGCUUGGGAAAUAGAAAGGUUUUCUUACAAGAAAGCUAGCACUCAAGUAAAGUUGCGCAUAUUGAAAAUUUUACUUGAGCAUCAGUUUUCAUGUUACCCAAAGUUCAAAGCAGCAGUUACUUCUGUAUCAUGCAAAGAUCUGCGGCUGGACCCUGUGGGGAGAGAUAAGAAUGGUUGUGUGUAUUGGCUGCAAGUGGACCAUGAGGCAAACCUGUGCCUCUACAAGGAAGACCAGGAUGAAGAGACAUGGCAGCUUAUUGCUAACAACCGGGAAGAGUUGGUAAAAAUAAUUGGGCAACUAAAGAAUGGUGAAGAAAUAACACCAUCUAGUGUUUCUAAUAACAAUGAGGACUCCUGUAGUGCAGAAGUGCAUCCUCCAACAGAGCCACCAAAAUCGUCAGAUGUUGAUGAAGAAAAUGAAGAAGAGUUCCUAAGCCCUGAAUCUGAAUCUGAAAAUGAAAGUGAUGAUCAUAAAGAACAAGGCAAAGUAGACAAGCCUUCAGAUAGCAAUGACAAUUCUGAAUCUGUAGUAUUAAAAGAAAACAGUGAUGUAGAUUGUACUGAUAAUAAUAGCAAUGUAGAAAAUAAGAAUAAUGAAGACAUAAAUGAAAUUGACUGUAGUGAUAGUGUAAAUAUUCAAUCAGAAGAAAAAGCUGACGAAACCACUGUAGGAGAAUCUGAAAACAAAGAAACAGAAGAAGAACAGAAAGAUCAGACUAAAACCACAAAUGAAGAUGCAGAAAAAGAAACUGUAGGUGAAGCAAUAGAAGAACCUGUCAUGGUUGUAAAAGGAGAAGGUAAUGGUGCAGAUUGCGAAAGUGCAAACUUCUUUAGUGAAGAGAUAUCUGAACCUGUGAUGUUUUUUUAUGGAGAUGGUUAUGGACUAGAAAAUGAUACUGGUAAUGUUGACAUUAUAAAGCAAGAUACUAAUGAUACUAAGGAUGAAGAUGAAAACCCUCCUGAGGAAUGCAAUGGUGACAUCCAUGAUGUAACUGUAUCUAAUAAAAAAACAAAGCUAAAAAGCGUUAAAUUAAAAAAUAAGAUGUCAGCUAACAAACGCUCUCUAAAGAAAAAGCCUAACGAUUCCACAGAAAAUUUAAAAACUGAUUGCAAAAAACAUUGUAUACGAGAUUUAGAGAAAUCUAACGGAUCUAAUUCCAAUUCUCACGAUGAUACAAAAAGGGAUAGUAGCAUAAACGAAAAAAGUACCACAGAUUGUAAAAAUGUAAAUAAGAACAGAAAAAAGAAACUCAGAAGCAAACUAAAGAAAAAACAAGUCACCCAGAAAGUUAAGAGGAACUCAAGUAAAGAUCCAUUAAACUCAGUGUCAGAAUCUGACAAUUGUCAGAAUAAUAAGAACAGUAUUAUAGAGAAGAGAAAAAGCAGUCUCUCUUCAGAGCAUAGUGAAGAAAACAGUGAAAAUGAAAAAGAGAAACGUCCAGAUAAAGUAGUGAAGCCAGAAGAUGAUUUGCCUACUAAGAAGCUACGAUUAGCACCCACAUCUGAAUUUGUAAACGUACAACAUUCCAAUGACUCGUCUGACCAUAAAGACGACACUAACUCAAAUGAGAAUAACGAAAAUUACAAUUCAAACACAAACGUCUUAACAGACCCUUUGUCUAGUAGGAAGAAAAUCAAAGCAAGAAAAGGGAAAUUUAAAAAGAAAAGAUUAGUACAGUCCAGUGAAGGUAAGAACGAUAGAGUUAGUGACGUCAAGAAAUCUAGUAAAGCUGUGAAAAGGUCUCUGUUAAACUCUAAUGCAAGUGACAAAAGUGAAUCUCAAAGUGAAAGUGAAGACGAAGAACCAGUAACGGUUGGAAAAAGAUUGAAAAUCAAACCUAAGAAAAUAAACACAUCAAGCAGGAAAAAGGUGGAAGCAAAACAUAUGGCCAAGGGUUCAAGUGAAUCUGAAGAAGAGACUCUUCAUAAUUUAGGCAAAAGAUCAGCAAAGAAGAAUCUGAAAAAGAAACCUAAGAACAAAGAUAAGCAGAAACUGAAAUGUAAGCAGCCCCCGCUAGCCGACGACGCCGACACGCCCGUGCGACAGUCGCGUCGCAUCGCGCAGAUGAAGAUCAAGGAGGAAGCCGACAGGCGGCACUUGGAGGAGGUGGCUUUGCGGGAACUAAAAAUGAUACACAAAAAAAAAUCAAAGGAUGAUGAAGAGGAGUGGCGUGCGAGCUGCAGCUCUGACUCCGAGGUGAAGAAACGUAAGAAGAGCGCUCCAGAAGGGUGGCAUGCAGCCGACUCCACCGGCCCCGACCAGGACAGCGACUCAGAGGAGCAUCUCUUCGACAACUUGGAGAUUGAACAUGACUUGGAGUUCAAUAAAUCUGACCACGAGUUUUCUCCCGAAUCCGACUUAGAGGCUGAGGAUUCGGCGGCGCCUUUGAAACUAGCAAGGACAUUGCGGGAAGGUGCUGCCAAGGACGAUGGGUUCUGCAAGCGCUGCGGCAGCGCGGAACAGCCGGAGUGGAUCCUGCUGUGUGACGUGUGCAACGAGGGUUACCACGCCAGCUGCCUCAAGCCCAUGCUGUUCGUGGUGCCCGAGGGAGACUGGUACUGCCCGCCGUGCAACCACGAGAGGCUAAUAUCAGCACUGGAAAAAGAAUUGACAAAGUACGACGAGUUGCUGGCUACUGUAGAAGCUGAGAGAGAACGGAAAAAGUUAGAAGCACCAAAACAGGAGAGCGAAGAUGAGAAGCCUUCUGGGGAAGAGAAGAAGAAGGGAGAGGAUGACGACUCUGCUGAUGACUCAGGCUCGUCGGGCAGCAGCGGCUGGUCGUCGGAGGAGGCGGUGUACCGGCUGCGCGCGCGCAAGCAGCUGCCCGUGUCGUACCGCGCGCAGGAGUACGACCGCCUCAUCAGCUCGGCCAUCAAGGAAGAAUAUGUGGAACCGACGACCAGCGCCGGCAACCAAGGCCGCGGCAAGGACAUAUCCACCAUCAUCGAAGCCGCCGAGGAAGAGAAACUGAAGGCCGAACGGGAGGCUAUCGAACAGGGCAAACCUGUAGAGGUGAAGAAGUUGAAGAAAAAACAACGCAGGAAGCCAAGAAAGCUGAACUCACUGGAGGUGCCUUCGGAGGAUGAUGACGAAACUGAUGAGGACUUUAAGGAUACAGGGAUGGAAUCUUCAUCAGAGGAUAUAUCGUCUUCAGCAGAACGUGACAGCUCGGGAUCCAACUCGUCCGACCAACCUAUACGGCGCACUUGCCGACCUGAGAAGAAAAAAGAUCGCCAAAAGAUGAUAGAGUCAUCUCCAGAAGUGAAGAAGAAGAAGGGAGUGUUUGAAGAUAGCUCCAGCGAGUCUGCCGGCGCCAAGGAAUGGUCGAACAAAUCCAAAUCAAAGUCCCGGCCGUCGAAGAAGCGGGACAAGCGGGACAAGUCGAAGAAGUCCCGCAAACGCAGCGGGCUGACGCAGUACGACGCGGAGGGGAACGUGAUCCGCGCGCGCGUCACGUACGGCGGGCUGAGCGACGACGACGCCAACGACUGGUCGCCCAAGCACCGCACGCGCCAGAAGAAGAUCAACUACACCGAGAUGCCCAACACUGAGUCUGAGGAUGAGAUGCACAAGUCGAGCGGGAAGCACAUGCCGGACAGUUCGGACGAGUUCAAAAUAGACGACUCUGACGUCACGUCCGACUCCGACUGCGAGCGCGCCAAGCGACGCCGCGACGAGGAGGAGACGGAGAACGAGAUGAAGAAGAAGGCCAUGUCGGACCUCAUCAAGAAGACUGCGGUGGUGCCGCUCACCAAGCUGCCCGAUGGGGUCACUUCCAUCAAAACCGAGACCACCGAGACGCCCCCUGAAAGUCAAGAAAAUCAAGUAACGACCACGCCGAGACCUCUGCGAGGUAGAGGCAGUAGGGGUGGGCGAGGCAGUCGAGGGCCGCGCGGCGGCGGGCGCGGCGGCCGCAGCGGCUCGCUGGGCGCGCCGCAGUCCAGCGACGACGCGCUCGCCAAGCUCGUCGGCGUCAAGAUCAAAGAUCUCAAAGCUGACGGCGAGCCAGGUCCGCUGCGACCUGACCAGAUCGAAAGAGAAAAGAAAAGGCAAGAACGCGAAGCGAAACUAGCCGAGAAAGAGGCACGGAAACUGGAGAGGAUACAAAAGAAGGAAGAGAAAGACAAACUGAAAGAACAAAAGGCCAAAGAACGGGAGGAGAAACGGCUCGCGAGACUGGCAUUGCAGGAAAGCAAGAAGAUAAAGAAGGAGAAGCCGGAGUUUAUGGGGCCUAUGGGUUACGGGCCUCCGAUGAGGCCGAUGCAGCCUGAUAGGCCUUACGGGCCCGGACCCAUGGGGCCUCGCCAUCCGGGAGACUAUCAGGAACAACGGUUCCCGGCAACACCUCGGUUACAGGUCCGAGCUGAGCUGCGAGGCAUCGCCACAGCGGACGAGCGCCGUCCGGACCACCUUCAUCCCGCCAUGCGAGAAGGGACUCUGUCGGUGGCUGGCUCACCUCAGCCAUUCAAGCCCGUGGCAGAGGAGCCCAGCAUCAUCACCAGGAUGCCGCACAACAUGAUCAAUCAGCAAUACAGGGGUUCAAUGAUGUACUCGCCGGGCAACCCGCCUUUCCGCGGGCAGGGCAUGUACCAGAUGCACCCGGCGCACCCGCCGCACCCACAGCACCCGCCGCACCCACAGCACCCGCAGCACCCGCAGCACCCGCCGCACCCGCAGCACCCCGCGCUCGGCGCGCCGCGGCACAACUACCAGUACUACCCGCACCUGCAGGGCGCCUACCGCGCGCCGCACCGCCCCGCCUCGCCGCACGCGCCGCCCGCCUACCCGCCCGCGCCGCACCGCGCGCCGCCCCCGCACAUGCGGCCGACGCACCCGCACCCGCACCCGCAGCCGCUGCCGCACGCCGUGCGCCUCGCGCCGCCCGGCAUGAUGCGCGCGCUCGGCCCCCCGCCCGCCUCCUCGUCCCCCGCGCCUCGCAAGACUCCCCCGCCGAGCGCGGGCGCGGACGACGGCGACUCGGAGCCGCCGAUCAAGAUCAAAGCAGAAGUGAAGACCGAGCCCGAGUACCAGUCGCCGCCGGGCUCGCCCGCGCAGCGCUCGCCCGAGCCGCCCAAGCCGCACCUCAAGAUCAAGCACACGGAGAACAAGGACGGGAGGCCGCGCUUCCCGCUCGGGCCCUACGCGCCGCACUACGGCCCCUACGGGCCUUACGCGCCCGGCGCGCAGCCCGACGCGCCGCUCGGCCUGCCGGCGCCGCGCGCCCCGCCCCCGCACCCCGACCGCCCCCUGCUACACGACAUGAUGCGACCGCCGCACCCCGACCGCUCCAUAAUGCAAGACCUGUCGCGCCUCGGCCCCGACCGUCCGAUGCACGACGUGCCCCGGCCGCACCCGCCCGACCGGCCCGUCAUGCACGACAUGUCGAGGCCCGACCGGCCGCUCGCGCACGGUGCGCCCAGGCCUCCGGGCCCCGACCGGAUGAUGCACGAUAUGAAUCAACCCGGACCGCCUAACCGAUUGUCCGUACACGACAUAUCCAGACUGCAGGCCGGCGACAGGCCCGCCGUGCACGACAUGCCGCGGCCCCCCGGCCCGGGCCGGCCGCUGCACAACUUGAUGCGACCGCCCGGGAUGCACGACAUGUUGCGGCCGCCCAGUGGCGAUCGACAAAUUCAUGACAGGACGAUACACAACAUGUCGAGGCCCCCCAGCGGAGAGCGCCCCCUGCACGAUAUGGCGCGGCUCCCCAUCGGAGACCGCCCCCUCCACGAUAUGGCCAGGAUCCCCAGCGGAGACCGCCCCCUCCAGGAUAUGUCUAAAGUCCCCAGCGGAGACCGCCCCCUUCAGGAUAUGUCCAGAGUCCCCAGCGGAGACCGCCCCCUCCACGAUAUGUCCAGGAUCCCCAGCGGAGACCGCUCCCUCCAGGAUAUGUCCAGAGUCCCCAGCGGAGACCGCCCCCUCCACGAUAUGUCCAGGAUCCCCAGCGGAGACCGCUCCCUCCAGGAUAUGUCCAGAGUCCCCAGCGGAGACCGCCCCCUCCACGAUAUGUCCAGGAUCCCUAGCGGAGACCGCUCCCUCCAGGAUAUGUCCAGAGUCUCCAGCGGAGACCGCUCGCUUCACGAUAUGACCAGGAUCCCCAGCGGAGACCGCCCUCUGCACGACAUGGGUAGGAUCCCCAGCGGAAACCGCUCUGUGCACGAUAUGGCAAGGCCUCCCAGCGGAGAUCGCCCCCUCCACGAUAUGGCCAGGGUCCCCAGCGGAGACCGCCGCAUACAUGAUAUGGCGCGGCCCCCCAGCGGAGACCGCCCUCCGCAGGAUAUGACUAGGCCCCCUAGCGGAGACCGCCCAUUACAUGAUAUGGAACGGCCCCCCAGCGCAGAUCGCCCCUUGCAUGAUAUGGCUCGGCCCUCCAGCGGAGAUCGCCCUCUGCACGAUAUGGCCAGGCCUCCCAGUGGAGAUCGCCCUCUGCACGAUAUGGCCAGGCCUCCCAGUGGAGAUCGCCCUCUGCACGAUAUGGCCAGGCCUCCCAGUGGAGAUCGCCCUCUGCACGAUAUGGCUAGGCCUCCCAGUGGAGAUCGCCCUCUGCACGAUAUGGCCAGGCCUCCCAGUGGAGAUCGCCCUCUGCACGAUAUGGCCAGGCCUCCCAGUGGAGAUCGCCCUCUGCACGAUAUGGCCAGGCCUCCCAGUGGAGAUCGUCCUCUGCACGAUAUGGCCAGGCCUCCCAGCGGAGACCGCCCCUUGCACGAUAUAGCGCGGCCCUCUAGCGCAGACCGCCCUGUGCACGAUAUAGCGCGGCUCCCCAGCGGAGACCAGCCCAUGCACGACAUGUCGCGGCCCCUGAGCGACGAUCGCCCGCUGCACGACUUGUCGCGGCCCCCGAGCGGAGAUCGCCCCGCUCACGACUUGACGCGGCCCCCCAGCGGCGAGCGUCCGAUUCACGACAUGCCGACACCUCCCAGCGGCGAGCGUCACGUCCACAUGCCGCGGCCGCCCAGCGGCGAGCGGCCGGUACACACGCUGAGACCCCCGGACGCGCCGGGCGCGCGGCCCCCCGGCCCCGACAUGAUGCGCGCGCCGCCCCCCGAAAGACUGAUGGGCCACGAGCUACCUCCGCACUACCCGUACAUGCGGGCCCCCUACGCGCCGUACCAGGAGCUGCACCGCAUCGAGAAGCUGCCGGCGCCGCCCGAGUCCCCGCCGGACGUGAAGCCGCGCAUCAAGGAGGAGGGCGGCGUGUUCGGCGGACUCGUCAGCUACUUCUCGUCGCAGCGCGAGGACGACCUGGACGCGUAGCGCCGCGUGUACAUACAUACACUUAUAGUCUAAGUCCCUCUAUAAAGCGACCUUCAACGACCUGCUUAUUGGAUCAAGAGUUUUUUAUGUCAAAUUAAAUAUGUCAUUUAAUUGAUGCAUCAUUGCAAAUGAUUUCUGAUUAAUAUGUUUGACAAAUAUUUUUUUUAACAUUUCACAGAUUUGGUUAAAUAAAUAUACUCCACUUAAAUUGAAUCAUCACAAUCGAAAGUGAAGCCUAUAAAUUACGCAAACGUAAGGUUGACUUUUUUGCAUCACAACUCUUAGAAACGCAGGAAAGUAUAAAUAUAUAUACGUAAAUCGAUACUAAUAAAUUGGUUAAAAUAAAAAUUAUUUCAUUUUGAACACGGCUGUAUAGGGAUGUCUACCAAAAAUUAGUUAUAAAAAAAUUGUAAAUCAACUAAUUUAUUGACAUUUAGUUUGACAUAAAAAACUCGUCAUCCUAUAACCAGCUCGAUGAAGGUCGUCCUAUAAGGGGAUUGUCUACUAAUAGAUCAUUUUAUUUAUACGCCGUCGGCGCUAGUGACGUACGCUAUGUAUGAUAUUUUAUGACGUUGACGAUUAGGUUCCCGAUGUUUUAAUGAUGAGUCUUUUUGGUCUCGAAUAGAAACGAUGUAUUAUUAUUAUUUUGUUUAUUUUAAGCGAGAUUUAUUUAUAUACAAAAAAAAACGAUAAGUACUUACACAGUAUACUCUAAAUAUGAAUUCUAAUAUAGAUCGAUUAUUUCAUUUUGCAAAUAAAUGUUUUCUCUGAAA
Bicyclus anynana (squinting bush brown) is the source of this 8511-nucleotide messenger RNA. Its product is annotated as remodeling and spacing factor 1. NCBI's taxonomy places the organism in Eukaryota, Metazoa, Arthropoda, Insecta, Lepidoptera, Nymphalidae. The coding region runs from base 218 to 7738 and encodes 2506 amino acids. Gene Ontology annotation, biological process: regulation of DNA-templated transcription. The transcript has 25 exons. The record is from RefSeq and is a predicted model, not a curated record. Gene Ontology annotation, cellular component: RSF complex.